Fulvia fulva is the source of this 990-nucleotide messenger RNA. RefSeq names its product NAD/NADP-dependent indole-3-acetaldehyde reductase. The record is from RefSeq and is a predicted model, not a curated record. NCBI's taxonomy places the organism in Eukaryota, Fungi, Ascomycota, Dothideomycetes, Mycosphaerellales, Mycosphaerellaceae. Gene Ontology annotation, molecular function: oxidoreductase activity, acting on NAD(P)H as acceptor. Bases 1 to 990 code for a protein of 329 amino acids. The transcript has 3 exons.
AUGCUUACAAGUAGAUCUCUUCUCACAACACGGACAUCUACACUUUGUACCAAGUUCCGAACUCCUCCUCAGCUGCAACGACUCAACCGAUUCGCGAGCAUGGCCAAGAUUCAUACUCCGAUUCCAAACCUCAAGCUGAACGAUGGCAACAGCAUUCCCAUGCUUGCAUAUGGCACUGGAACUGCGUGGUACAAGUCUGGUGACGAAGCCAAACUUGACCAAACAUGCAUCGAUUCCACCAAAACUGCUAUCGGCCUGGGCUACUACCACCUGGAUGGUGCCGAGAUGUACAAGACGGAGACGGAGCUGGGAACUGCAAUCAAGGAGUCUGGCGUCUCACGAGACAAGCUCUUUGUGACUACAAAGGUCCUAACUAACAUUGCCGACAUCCCCAACGCCCUCAGAACUAGCUUGAAGAAGCUGCAGAUUGAUCAUGUAGAUCUCUACUUGAUCCAUUCGCCUUUCUUCAGUGAAAGCAAGGCGGAACACCAAGCCAAGUGGAAGCAGAUGGAGCAGCUCAAGAAUGAAGGACUCACAAAGUCGAUCGGAGUCAGCAACUACCUGCCUGAGCAUCUCGACUUCAUCCUGGAGACAUGCACGAUCCCGCCUGCUAUCAACCAGAUCGAGUUCCACCCAUACUUGCAGCAUACAGAUCUUCUUAAGUACCACAGAGAGAAGGGCAUUGCCACCGCUGCCUACGGUCCGCAAACUCCAGUGACCAAGGGCGCAGGCGGACCUGUAGACGACUACCUGAACAGCCUCGCCAAGAAGUAUGCCGUCAGCCCAGGCGAGAUCUGUUUGAGGUGGUGUGUCGACCAAGAUGUGGUCGCUAUCACAACGAGCAGCAAAGAACAGAGACUGUCGGACUAUCUUCGGUCCAUGACAUUCAAGCUCACGCCAAAGGAGAUUGAGCAGCUCAACGAGCUCGGCAGCAAGAAGCACCUUCGAGGAUUCUGGAACCACAUAUUCGCCGAAGAUGACCGGCGAUAG